Messenger RNA from Symbiodinium pilosum, 956 nucleotides. The record is from the annotation of a GenBank genome assembly. Lineage: Eukaryota; Dinophyceae; Suessiales; Symbiodiniaceae.
AUGAAGACCGUGCUGAUCCCCACGAGAGUCAUCGAACGCAUGGCUGUCAGCGCCAAGGGGCGAAUGAUCGCGCUGAGGCUAAAAGAGUCCUUUAGCUGCGGGCUGCUGCAAGCAGACUCAGAUGAGGAUGCAAAGCUCUCAGAGUUUGCGCUGGUGCCGCCAAAGGACCAGGUUCACGCGGUGCUUACAGCUCUCCGAUGGUGGCUGCCACAUGUGUCGGUCUCGGGAAACAUUCCUGCAAAGCUUAGCGCGGACGGCAUUGUUCUGCGUCUCGAGGGCCUGAUGCUCACCGCCAGGGACAUGAAGCUACUCGAGGAUGAGCAAUGCCUCAAUGACUCGGUCAUAGACUUUUUCCUUCGACUGGCGCUGGAUGUGAUCGCACCGGACCACAUGAAAGGUGAGUUCUACAUGGCUAGCACGUUCUUCUACCAGAAGCUGACAUCUGGUGGCGUUGAGAAUGGAGAGCAGGGAUGGAACAACGUCCGGCGCUGGACCCGGUCACUGCCAGGGGGCCUUCUGGGGCAGAAGUAUGUGGUUGUGCCCAUCAAUGAGCAGAACAUUCAUUGGUGGCUUGCAAUCAUUUGCCAUGCAAAGCGGGCACUUGAUGAACCUGGCGGCGAGCCGUCUCUUGCAGAGAUGCCGCGCAUCGUUUGUUUGGAUUCCGCGCCCGAGCCACCGCUGAAGGGGCGGGUCGUUGCCUUUCUGCGAGGCUACUUGUGGAAAGAAUGGUGCGAGAGACACGGUGGCGCUGACAGUCUUGCAGAUGCCGCCCAGUGGGCUCAGAAAUUAGACAAGGUGUCUGGACGCUUGAAGGUGGUCGAAGCCGAUGUCCCGAAACAGGCCAACAGCUUCGAUUGCGGGAUUUUCUUGAUUGAGUAUCUCCUGCACUUGCUUCAGUCCAACACUGCCCUGGCUGGACUAGGACUCGCUGCGCACAGACACUGGUUUGGACAGCG